Penaeus monodon (black tiger shrimp) is the source of this 9191-nucleotide messenger RNA. RefSeq names its product titin-like. The record is from RefSeq and is a predicted model, not a curated record. Lineage: Eukaryota; Metazoa; Arthropoda; Malacostraca; Decapoda; Penaeidae.
UAUUGGUCGCCCGUUCACACCCCCGGCCGCCGCGUGGUGGGGAAUUUGUUGCGAAGGAGUUGCUAACCUCGUUGCAAAAGUGGCGUCGACAAGCCUUGAGGAGAUGGAGGGGAAAGCGAAGUGGCGCAAGCUGAAGCGCGUCGUGGGACCCACUUCGCCGGGCACGCAGCAGCCCCCGGGUAAACAGCAAGUGAGGAAGGAAAAGACUAAAACCAGGGAUGCCAAAAGACCGAGACUGCGAUGAAAGUGAAUGGAGAACACGGUAAAGUGACGACGAAGGAGGGCGCUUUUGUCGAUGAAGGUAUUACAAGCUUUCAGGAUGGCACCAAUGGCCUCUCUAGGGGCAAUGGAGCCAUAGACAGCUUGCAGGAAGCCAAUGGUGAUGAAAGUCAAGGAAAGGUGCAGACACCUCGAGUUCUGGUAACUGACCUUGACAAAGACUUUGAGGCAGCCACCGUGGAAUGCAUUCAAGAGCCUCAAACUCUAGGGAGGGCUGCAAAGGAUGAAGAAUUUCCUGGAAUAGGUGAGACAGGAGUUGCUUCACAGACACAAGAAUCUGAGUCCUCAGUGACCACCUCUUCGUCAAAGAGUGACCGCAAAAAGCACAAGAAAACUUCCAAGAAGUCCGGUGAUACCUCAAACAAUGACAAGCCUGUGAAGUUCUUCAUUUCCGAUGAGGAGAGUGACAGUGAUACUGCAAUCUUUGUUGAUGCAAACCAGCCAACACCUAAUGGAGAAAAUCACGUCAUGGAUCAGAUGGCCGAUGGCCAAGACCCUGGGAUAGAAAUCAGGGCAGAAGUAGAUGCACGAGGAGAAUCAACUGUUGAACUGACAUUUGAGGGUGGAGAUGUAGAACUUGGGAUUGAGAACAUAGGUGAGUCCUUUGAUAUGAGCAAGAAUGGUGGACCAACCACUACCCAGCUCGUAGACGUGGACUCAACCGAUGAACCACACAUAUAUGACAUCCAGAGGGCAAAAUAUAAGUCUUCUAUGAAACAGCCUGGCAGGACAGAGACCCGUAAAGUCAAGAUUCAGCCAAAGCCAGAAACUGUAAGCAAGUCAUCAACUAGUGAGUCAUUAGAUGUGGACUCAGCUAGUAAGUCGUCUGUUAGUGAUCUCAUAGAUCAAGAAUCUUAUAGUAGGACUUCGACUACUGAGACCAGCAGGACCUCCACUGUAGAGUCACAAGAUGCGGACACAGUGAGCAUUUCCUCUGCAACAGAGUCAACUGAGCAUGAAACCCUCAGCAAAGUUUCCACAACAGAAUCUGGAGAUCAGGAAACCAUUACUAUCUCUACAACUGAAUCAACUGAAGGCACCAGCAAGACAUCUACAGCUGAGUCAGUCGGUACAAUCAGCAAGUCUUCUACGGUUGGAUCAAUGGAGGGAGAAAGCAAGAGUUCCUCUUCAGAAUCAGGAGAGCAAUAUAUGAGCAAGACCUCAACGAGUGCAUCAGUGACCAAGACAACAACUAGUGAGUAUGAAGAAGCAGAAUCAGUAUCAAGAACAUCAGCAAGUGAAACAGCAAGUCACACUAGUGGAACAAGUAGGACUACCACUACUACUGAAUCAGGAGAGCCUACUGGAACCAGCAGAACAGCCACUGAAUCAGUAACAUCUGCUAGUGAAACGGGUGAGUACAUAAGCAAGUCUAUUAGCAGUUCAACAGAUUUUGAUGCUGAGAGCUUAUCUUCAACAGCUGAUCUUCUUACUCCUAAGGAGGAGCCUCCAUUUCCUCUUGGUAUGAAGGCUGAAGCAGAACCAGGAGACCAAGUAAAACUCGAAAGUUCUCCCGAAAUACCCCUGGAGAGUCAAGUAGAGAAGCCAAAAGAUGAGCUUGAAGUUCGUCCAGGUUCACCUUCCUGGAAAAAACUGGAUGUUGAAGAUCAGUUACGACUAGCCAGUAAGACAGAGAUCCCUGAAGGAAUGCCUGCUGAUGCCAUGAAAGAUAAAAAGGAUGCUGAUGCAGAAAGCCUGUUCUUUAGCCUUUAUCCAGAAUACCAACCAGGAGAAUCUCAAGAAUUAAAGGAUGAGAUAAAUGCAGGGAAUCCUAAGGUUCUUUGUUUUCGAGGCCAAACCCCAGAUCAAGGAGAGCGUCAUGAAGAGGUUUACAUGGCGAAGGAGAAAGAAGCAGGAGGAAAAGAUGGAAGAAUCAAAGGAACAGUCUCUGGGAAAAUCCAACAGCUUCAACGCAAGCUCUCUCAACAGAAAAAGCCUGAGAGAGAGACUAAAGAAAUCCUUGAGUCUGAAGGAUCUCCGCCACAGCUUCGAGGCACGGCAGACAUUGACCAAAUUGGGAUCAGCUUCGACGAGCAACAAGCAACCACCCCUGGAAAUGGAGAUGACACAAAAGGAGACUUCGACAGAAAAGAAUUCCCCGAUCACACCACCCCAGGGGGGCCGCUGCCCGAUGUUCUUGACCGUUCCACUACCACUGGUACAGGCAUUGACACAAAGGAGAUCCAGUACUCCAUUAGUAGCGCGAAGGACGACUUGGUACGUACAGUUGGAAAACUUGGAGAACGAAUUGAAGGCUUAGCUGACAGUGUCGAAGUCGUGGCAGGAGUAGUAUCCGAUGUUGUCCAGAAUGCCAGUGGACAAGCUGACAUUGGACAUGAAGCCACAGCUAUGACAGAGUCUGGGCAGGAAGCCAUAGAAGGUGAAGGCAAGAGCGAAAACAAUAUGAAGGAUCGCAAAACUCUUGUAGGAAAAGCAAGGGAUUGGAUCAAAGGUGUUGCAAGGAUUGGAAGCAAGAAAGAAGAUACUGCUGAAAAGGCAGCUGAGAAGGAAAGGGAGGCUGCCAAGAAAGCAGAAACUCCAUCUGAGAAUGGAACUGAUGAAACUAGUAGUGUGAAAUCAAAAUCAUCUGGAACUAAAGGAACACCUAAUGGAGAGGAAAAACCUCCAGGUACAGAGGAAGAAGGUGCUGUAGCAGAAGGUCAGAAGAUGCCUGGUACACCGCCCAAGGAGGAUGAAAUAUCGCAAAUAAGCAAAGAAGAACGCAUUUCAGUUACUGGAGAUAAUGGAAUACCUAGUAUCACACCUGAAGAGAUUACAGAGGAUGCAAACCAUGUUAGUGACAGAGGAAGCACAAAUGGAAAUGGCAAGCAAGAUGAUUAUGCUGCUGAAGAAAAGCCAUUAGGAGAAGAAGCAGCAGUGGUUACACUAGAAGAAGAGCUAAUGAAAGCAGAGGAUGAAAUCAUCCAAGAUGUUUCUGCUGAUAAGGGUACAGGACAAAUCAGCCCCAUUAAAGAAGCAGGGAGCCCAGAAAAGGAGGUUGCAACAGCAGUCCAUAUAGAGACUUUAGGUGCAGAAGAAGAGAAGCCUGAUUCUGGCCCUUUACUGACGAGCAAGGUAAAGAGGCUACAACUGAACCACAGAAGGCAGCAGAAGGUACAGGACAAGCUGCUGUGAUUGAGGUUGUCACAGAGGAUGUAGAGGCAUCAAAGGAGGGAGGCGCAGCUGAGGAACCCACGAAAGGAAAAGACGAGCUAAAACCACGCCGCAAGCGACGUGAGAAAUCUAAAUCACCCUCUGUUCGCAGAGAUCGAGAAGGGAAGGAGAGGAAAGAAAAGGACAAAGAUAAAGAUAAGGAUGGGAAAGGUAGUAUCAGGAAGCGUAGACAUAGACGCCGUACAAAGAGUCAGGAGGAGCCAGGAGAACCAGGACUUCUUCAGGCAACUGAAGUCAUAGAUGCUGAAGCUGCACGGGCAGAAGGGAUUGCUGCACAGCCUGAAGUAAGUAAGGAAUCUGAAAUUGCAAAGGAAGCUGAAACUGCUGAAGUUGUUCAUGAGCCAGAAGUCAAGCAAGAGGUUGGAUUUGCACAAGAAACGGAAAUCAUAGGAGAGGCUGUAGGUAUACAAGAGCCAGAGAUUUCUCAGGAAGCUGAUAAGGAAACCGAAACUGAGCAGAAGCCUGAAACUUUAGAAGAAGCUGCUGAUGUAAAACAACCUGAGGUUGUUGCAGAACCUAUUGUCAUAAAAGAAGUUGAUGCCAAAACCGCUGCCCAGAUGUUUCAAAGGAAAUUCUAGAUGCACAGGCUGAAGUGGAAAAGAUGUUUGAAGCACAUGCGGCUGCGGGUGAAACUGCAGCUGAUCAUACAUUUAAAUUAGAAAUUAGUGAAACAGCCGAGGCUGAAGAGGUAACAGCUGCAGCACUUGAACAAGAAAUUAAAAAGAAAGAGGCAGUGGAUGAAACUACUAAAAAGGAAGAGGCAGCAGAGGAGGUAACUAAAAAGGAAGUAGAAGAAAUUAAAAAGGAAGAGGGAGUAGAAGAAAAAGAUGCUGACAAAGCUGACUCAAAAGAAGCAGAGUUAGGGACUGCAAAGAAAGUCGAUUCUGCUACGAAAGAUGAAGCUGAAGAAAAAAAGGAGAAAGGGCCUGAGGCAGAUCAGGCGCCGGGGCCAGAGGAAACACCAACUACAACACGAAGACGAAAGGAUUCAGCCAGGUCACAUAAGGACAAGUUUUCUGAUGAAUUUUGGAAAGACAAGCUGAGCUCGGGUCAGAAGAAACACUCUUUUGGAUCUGGGGAUUACUCUGGGGUUGAUAUAAAGCGUCCUUCAAAAUUCAAAAGGGAAAAGUCUGAAGAACCAAAAGAGGAGAAACAGGACACAGAAGAAUCUGAAAAGGCAGCCAAGUCAGAAGAAAAGCCUCAGGAGGAGGAGACUCAGGCGCCUCAGGAAACCCCAGAAACUGGAGAUCAAGAAGCUGGAGAAGUUCAGGCCUCUGUUACAGCAUCUGCUACAUCUUGGAGCCCUCGAGUUAGCAGGAGAGAGAGGAAGAGUAGCAGAAGGUCUGGUGAACACAAACGAGAAAGCAGAUCAACAAGCAAAUCCAAAAGUUCCAAGGAAAAAAAACACCAAGAAUCUGAAGGUGUUACCACUAAAGCAGGUGAAGAUGCAGCAUCACUGGGCUCACCUAAGUCACUGAAGAAGAAAAAGAAGAAAUCAGAAGCACCAGGUUCCCCAAAGGAAGGAUCUGCACCAGAGCCAAAACCAAGGACUCGCCACUCCAAACCGGAAUCCCCUUUGACCAAAAAAACUCCAACCACGGACCAGCUAGUAGCGGAUUCUGUGCCUGUCUUACAAGAGCUGAAAUUCCCUGAGGGGAUUUCUAAACCUGUUUCCCCUUCACCAGUCAUUCAAACCCUGAAAUUUCCUGAAGGAAUUUCUCAACCCCUUUCGCCAACACCAGAAAAAGUAAAGCCUAGUGUAACCAUUCCCAAACCAACUCCAGAAGCGCAGCCUCUAUCCCCUCUUAAACCUUUGAAAUUUCCUGAAGGAAUAUCCCAACCAAUUUCCCCAAUAACGCAAAAAGUUAAGCCUCCCCCUUUUAAGCCUACACAAGAAACAACAAAAGAAGAAGUCAUUCAACCUGUAUCUCCAACUUCAAAAACCGCAAAAUCACCAGAAGUGCUUUCACCUUCUCCUAAAGAGCUGAAGUUUCCAGAAGGGGUUUCCAUGCCUCGGUCACCUACUCCACAAGAACUGAAGUUCCCAGAAGGUAUCUCUAAACCACUUUCUCCAUCCCCUAAAGAACUGAAGUUCCCAGUAGGUGUUUCAAAGCCACUUUCCCCCUCUCCUAAAGAGUUAAAGUUCCCUGAGGGCAUUUCGAAGCCACUGUCACCGGCACCAAGGGAAUUAAAGUUCCCAGAAGGCAUCUCAAAACCACUUUCCCCUUCCCCCAAAGAAGCAAAGGUACCAGAGCCAUCUCCUUCUCCAAAAGAAUUAACAUUCCCUGAGGGGAUCUCUAAACCAUUGUCUCCAUCCCCUAAAGAAGUACCAAAGCCAUUUUCACCCCUUCCACAAGAAUUAAAAUUCCCAGAGGGAGUUACUAAACCAUUAUCUCCCGCAAUUAUUGCUGGAAAAAUGCCUGAGCCCAAACCUCUGAAAGAGAAAAAGAAGGAGCGGCCACGUGUCAUCAUUCCCAAAACACUGGAGCCUGCUAUAGAGCCAAUGAAACCAAUAUCACCUAUGAAAACACUGAAAUUCCCAGAGGGCGUGACAAAACCCAUUUCCCCAAUGAAGACUAGAGUUGUAAGUGACCUUAAGCCAUCUUCACCAACAUCUGAGACAAAGAAACCCAUGUCUCCACUUAAACCCUUGAAAUUCCCAGAGGGCAUCUCAAAGCCCAUCUCCCCUCUCCCUCCCAAGGCGACGUUUAAACCAGUAUCAUCUGUAGCCAAACCACCAUCCCCUACACUAGAUGAAGCUCCUAAACCUGUAACAUCUGUUGAUAAGGCAACUGCAACAGAGCCCCCGAAAACCAAAGCUUCACAGACCCUUACUAAACUGGAAUUUCCAGAGGGAGUAUCAGUACCUGUAUCACCGGUUCCUGCUAAAGCAAAAUCACUGGCAUCAAAGGGCAAGAUAGACAUGAAGAUUGAGAUGCAAAAGAAAGAUCUGGCUGAUGCAGAGAUAAAAAAAUCUGAAACUUCUAUAACCGAAGUGUCUUCACCUUUGCUCACUGCACUCCAGUUCCCAGAAGGUAUUUCAAAGCCUCUUUCCCCAGUACCACCAGGACCCAAACCCACAGAAAAGAAGGCGUCUACUCCAGAUGAGCCUCCAACUCCACCCCUUCCAUCUACAUUACCUCCCGACUUGCCAAAGGGACUUGCAGAUGGAACAAAGCCAUUAUUUACAACAACUACUGCCCCUGAAACUCCUCCCAUUCAGACUCUAACUUUCCCUGAAGGUGUUUCAGUGCCUAUUUCUCCUAUUCCUAAAUCAGUGAAACCCACUACGUCUUCACCUCUUACCAAGCCAUCCACACCUCUGCAAAAGGUAACUUCCCCACAGCCAAAGGCAACAACCACACCAACACAAAAACCUGCAUCACCAAAGCUAAGUAAGAAAACAGAAUUCCCCAAAUCAAUCUUGUCAACAAAGCACCGCUCAGAUUCAGUGAAGUCUCCAGAUGCCACAUCUAAGCCAGUGGCAGAGACUGACCAGGUGAGCAGUGACGCUCUGCCACCUGCAUCUAAGCCUUCUCCAGAAGAAAAGCCUUUAACGACGGGAGAAAGGAUCAGUAGAGCAGUAGCGUCAAUAGGGUUAACUCGAAGUUCUGAGGGACGAACGACCUCCAAGUUCUCUCGCAGUGAUAGCCUCCGGUCGUCACAGAAACGCACAGAGAGUCAGGAGGGCGCACGACCUCAGCAAGACGACACCCACGCUAAAGACGGAUCUGAGUCGCCUCACGCUGGAGCAGAGUCCCCUUCAAAGCGGCUUCGAAGGAGGAAGAAACGUUAGUGAUGCUAACGUUUUAACCAAUUUCAUGUUUAGAAUUCCAGAAACAUUUAUCCCUGAUAGCCUUUUAUAGAAUAUUUUCUUAAUCUAGCUCAGUUUUAAUUCACGCAUAUUUAGAAGCGGAAUGUAAAAAUAUAAGAUGAACAACUGGACUCCAGCAAUUCUCCUUAUCAAAGAAGAUGGAACAAUCCAGUAGAGAUAUACUUCACUCUUGGCUCUACCUAAAGGAAGUAGGAGACACCAGUUUUCUCCUUGAUCACGUGACUACCUGCGACAGUUCUCGGACCUGCAACUGACAUGUAAAACUUCUACAUGACUUCGACGUUGCUGAGAGGGUCCUUGCAGAAGCGCCGCAGUCAGGCCCGUGCACUGACCGGAGGGUAGGGAUCCCUGACGUGAACGAGUAGGGAAGAUGGAUUCCUUUCUCGCACGACAAAGGAGCUUUAGAUCUAUGCUUUAUUGUUUGCUGUGAUAUCAGAUUUCUUUGUGUUAGAUUAGUCAAGUCAGAAUUUUACAAAAUGAUGAAAAAAAAGCACUAAAAAAUAUAUAUAUACACACGUGGCGAGGAUGCAUGUAAUACUGACCAAGUGCAGGAUAAUACACGUGAUCUAAAUGCUCGGAUUAGGAUGAAGAGUCUAAUUCGCCCUCAUUCUACCGACGCGUAGAAUGUUAGUUGUAAUGUUCCUUUGUAAUGUUGCUCUGUAAUGUUCUUUUGUAAUGUUCGUUACAUUAUGCCACCUGCAUCACCUGCACAUAGCAUUGACUCAAAGCUAUCACCAAAUAUUAUAUAGAUGUAUACUAUGAACUGAAUAUACUUGUUGCAUUAUUGGGAGAUGUAUGUUUAUAUAAAUCAUGAUGAUAUGUAUGCAUUAAUAUACAUAUAUGCAUUAUUAUACAUUGAUGAAAACAUUUUAAAAGAAUUAUGACAUAAUGCAUUAUUCAGUCAGUCACAUGUCAUAUUCAUUGUGUGAACCGAUACAUGUUGUAUGAAAGAUUUUGUAAUAUGUUGGUCAGAACGUAGAAAUAAUUAGUGUGAGAGGAUGUCUGAAUGCCAGUGAACAUAACACGCGAUAAGAAGAGGUAGAAAUCUCACUUUCUAGCUCUUGUCCUGCGUCGAUAAGGAAUGAGUCUAUUAAGAGAGCUAUGAAACCCACGAGACAGCAUGACUAUUACCGUUGCAUGAUUCAGAACUGUGUGAAAAUGUACAGGAAAUGAGAAUGCUGUAAGAUUGGCGAAGAAGUAGAGUUAACCAAUGGAUGCAUGCAAAUUCCAAGAUGACGAUCGAUUUCAUUAAAAAGUGUACUGCUAAUGUUAACACUAAUCUGUCUUUUUUGCAAAUACUUGAUGAGAUACCCACCAAUGUGAGCUGUACUUAGGUACCUUUUAAACGUUUUUUUAGUGAACAGUGUCUACUUUCUGUUUAUGAAAAUAGUCAUUUAAGAUUUUUGCAAAGUUCAUUGUUUGUAAGUAGUAAUAAUCAAUGUAUAAUCAAUCUAGGUACUGUGUGGCACGAAUCCUUCUUUUUUUUUAAGUUGUUCCCUUUUUUCUAUAAAUGUUAUCAGGUAUGUCAGCUACAUCAUCAUUUACGACGUCGAGGAGAUCCGAACUCAUCUCAGAGAAACUCGCACGAACUCCAAGAGCAAAGCCUGGGAAAAUCGGCACAAGGCAUGUGUUUAGAUGGAGAAAUAUAUGUAUAGGGUAAAGUUACUUAUCUUAUUUCUCCAGUGGAAAGAGCAAGUGGGUGUUCCCUAGAACCCGUUAGAGCGAAGAAGGAAAACACAGUCCGAAGCCACCCCAUUUCCCGAGUCCGUAACUCUGCAGUCUGGCUUCGUUUCCUGGGUCUUUUCCGGGUGUCCGAGUCGUUCGUGAAACCGAAGCCUCUAGCGUGAUAUAAGACGAAUUUAUGCAAAUAUGUUCCGUCUAUAAUCAAUAAAGUUGGCAAUUA